Molecule: messenger RNA, 1992 nt
Organism: Coccomyxa subellipsoidea C-169
Lineage: Eukaryota; Viridiplantae; Chlorophyta; Trebouxiophyceae; Coccomyxaceae
Exons: 9
Coding region: 1-1992 (663 amino acids)
Source: RefSeq, a predicted model, not a curated record
AUGGCGGAGGGUGCAGGAGUUGUGCGACUCAUCAGGGAAGCAAAGUUAGACGACGCCGAGCCUGUCGCCACAAAAUCAAUUGCACAGGACCACAGCGGCCCCAAGCGACGGCCUGUUCUAGACGAAGACCUGCUGCAGUUGCUCCAAGCGCCAACGAGCUUUCGGGUCGUCGAUAUUGCAAGCCUCUACCCUGGCCAAGUCUGCAGCCACGAUGACCUGGCGGCGGUUCCCUCCAUCAUGCCGAUGACUGGAGAGAUCUCCCUGAAAGACAUUCAGAUGCUCAUCAGCAUCAACAGCCCAAUCCUGCGUGACUCCUCAAUGAUGGACUUCUACCGAGACGCGCAGACCAUGGACGAUGGAGAUUUCUCUGACAGGCUUGCCAGGGCCGUAGGCAGGAGUGCAGAGUUCCGCAGCUACUGCAACGCUCGCACGAAUCUUCACAACCGCAAAAUCCCAGUGCUGCUGACCAAGACUCUCUCCAAUGGCUGCUGGGCCUUCCUCUUCCUGCACGCGAACGACUACAGCAGCGGCCGCUGCGUUGUGGCGGCAGCCAAUGACUGGCACUUCCGAUGGAGCCUGAUGCACGAGGCGAUGGCCGCCAGAUUUGGCCAGCCGCCGCCGGGAGCAGGCAACGCCCCCGGCAAGGCGCCCGCCGCUACGAGUCCGCCGCCGCCGCGAACCGUACCUGCUACGGGAGCCGCCGCACCGUCGGAUGACUGGGUGUAUAUUGACUCAAAGCCUGACUCUGAGGGAGAGGGCAAACAGAGGCCCUUCAUUCCUGGAUUCCUUCGCAGAGAUUUGCCUCCAGUCCGUGAGGAGGGUGCCACAUUGGCUGAUGUGGCGGCGCCUCCCGCUGAUGUGGCGGGUGAUGUGGUGGGACCCCACACAGAGCCGAAACCAGCCGCAGUAAAGAAGGGCCUUGAGCAAAUCGUGCCUGAAGAGGCGUCUGCUGUCCAGACAAUUGAGGCGCCGCGUGAUGCAAGUGACAUUUCCUCAGCAUGGGAAAUGCUCACAUUCAAUGAAACCAGGAAGUACGAGCUUCUGGCAAGGCAGAUGUCGCAGCGCAAGCAGGGGGACGAUGGCUCGAGCGAUGACUGUUUGCCGGAGGACAAGUUCAGAGAUUGCCUCCCCAGAAACCGCUGCGGCAAACUGCCGAGUGUAUCCAGCAAAGCUGACAGCCCGAAUAAAUCCUCUCCAGCAGCCUCCUCCCAAGGCGCAGCUGAGGAUAGUGCACAGGCAGGGAGCAAGGAGCCGGAGGAAGCUUCAGGGGGAGCUGCACCCUCGCCUCAGAUUACGGCCAAGAGUGCUGCGACUUCGGUGAGCGAGCGCGCGUGGGAAGCUUCCAAGGCAGCUUCAUCCGCAGCAGAAGACUUUGUCACCAUGCAGAUUAAGUUGACCCCUGACAGCACUGCAGCAAUCGGGGUCGUCGUGCGGAAGCACACUGCUGAGUCAUCUGCGCCAAGUGAGGCUGCAGCUGCAAAGCCAGGAUUCUCGCUUGCCACCGAGCCAGAUCAGGCGUCUCCUGCACCGCGCAAAGAUCGACAGAUCGCUAGGCUGAGGGAAGCUGUGGAUGGGUGGUUUGGCACAUACAAGGCGCCACCUAAACAGGACUACGAUGACUCAUGCGAUGACUCAGAGGAUGACUACGAGCCCAUGCGGUACAAUCCCCCCAGCCGCCGCCGCAACCGGACCAGCACGGCCCACCCACGUGUCACCUCCCUUCCUGUGGCUUCCUCCCGAGGCGCGGCCGAGGAAGCUGCGCCGGCACGCAGCAAGUCCAAGGAAGCUUCCGCAGCAGCUUUCUUCAUUGCUGCAUCGGCGGCCAGCAAGAGCGCAGUGGCAGCUUCCGAGGCAGCUUCCAUCACAGCUGCAUCGGCAGCCAGCCAGACCGCAGAGAAAGCUUCCGAGGCAGAUUCCUCAAAGGCAGACUCACUGGAGCUCACCUCUGAUGAAUCAGUGUCAGGCGCAGAGACACUGUUCACCCCUAGAUAG